This is a messenger RNA of Mytilus trossulus (common blue mussel), 1311 nucleotides long. RefSeq lists its product as uncharacterized. The transcript has 6 exons. The record is from RefSeq and is a predicted model, not a curated record. The coding region runs from base 1 to 1311 and encodes 436 amino acids. Lineage: Eukaryota; Metazoa; Mollusca; Bivalvia; Mytilida; Mytilidae.
AUGGGAGACAAGAAAAACAAAAAGUCGACAGCUAAUAUAUUGCAAGAGAGUAGACAUGUGCUAUAUGGAGAUGAAGUCGAAGUGGCUACAGUCCUAGAAAAUGUUUUAACACUGUUAAAUAGAAUGGACACUAGGCUUGUAUCAAUUGAGAAAAAUACGAGUAAAAAUACAAGUACACUGACUCAAAUGAACGAUAAGUUAAACUCGUUGACAGCGAGAGUUAUUACUGUCGAAACCGACAUAGUAAAUGUGAAAAGUAGGGUUUCAGAUUUGGAGGCAAGAUCAGAGGGAACUGGUAAUCUUUUUGAUGAAGUGAAGAGUAAAAUUUGCUCUUUAGAAAAAGAUAUCGAACAACUUAAGAGAAAUAACGGAGAUGGUAAUGAUUCUCAGAGUAUUAAAGACGAACUUAGAAAAUUAGAAAGUUAUAAUGAGAAGCUAAAAGGAAAACUACUGGACAUGCAAUGUAGGUCUAUGAAAUAUAAUCUCAUUUUCACGGGACUUCAAGAGCAAAGGGAUGAAAACUGUGAAAUGAAGAUUAGACAGUUUAUUCACAAUGAAAUGAAGAUCCAAAAACCGUUAGAAUUUGGAAACAUUCACAGAUUUGGUAAAAGUGAGCCAGGGAAACCGAGACCAAUUAUUGCAAGAUUCCUGUAUUAUUCUGACCUUGAUAUGGUGAAAAAAGCAGGACGAAAUCUAAGAGAAACAAAAACUGAUGAUUUAGACGUUAUAGAUUUGCCAGGUUAUAAAUUUAUUACUUGUUAUGAAAAACAAAAAGACGUCAGUCAUGAUGAUGAAAUGCCUGAGGAGAAGAUUAAGAGAUGGGAAAAUGAGCAAUUAGACACCUUUAUUAGUAACAUUGAUAGACUUAAAGUAAAUGAAAUACUAGCUCAAUUAACGGAAAUGGUUGAAAAUACAAGUGAAAACACAAUUAUUAAUAAAGUUGUUGAAGAUAACUUAAAUUUAGGAAAUUCUGAAGAUGAAGAGAUUGUUUUAGAAAAUCAGAACAAUGUAAAAGAUUUAAAUGUUAUAUUAAAUUCACCUAUUACAGAAGAGAAAAUUGAAAAAUCUUUGAGAAAGUUAAAUAAUAAUAAAUCCUCUGGUGAUGAUAUGAUUAAUAAAGCUGGUUUCAGAGAAGGUUAUUCUACUACAGAUAAUUUAUUUGUUAUCUACAUGCUUAUUAGUAUCAUGAAAAAUAAGAAAAAGAAACUAUUCUGUGCAUUCGUAGAUUUUGCUAAAGCCUUUGAUACUGUUUGGAGAAAGGGUCUUUGGCAUAAAUUACUUGUAAAUGAUAUUAACGUACCUGGAAAUUGA